AUGUCUCUAUACAAAUUAAUUACGCCAGAAGCCUUCCAUAAGUUGGUACAAAGUGAGACUGGUCGUCGUGUAAUAGCUGUCGAUGCGUCAUGGAUCCCUACAGAAAGCCAUGUUGAUACUAAGAAUGAUUUUCUAAAGAAGGAGAGGAUUCCAAAUGCUGUGUUCUUUGAUAUUGAUAAGGUUAAAACCGAUUCGAAGUACCCGCACAUGAUGCCUACGUUGGACAUCUUCAACAGGGAAAUGAGCAAAUUGGGUCUACUUAGGGAUGAUAUAUUGCUUGUUUAUGAUAGAUUGGAGAACUUCAGCGCUUCUCGUUGUGCUUUGACCUUUGGAAUCUUUGGGCAUCCUCUGGUAUAUUUGCUCACGAGUUAUAGUAAAUACAAAGAAGCUAAUUUCCCAAUUGACACGAAAGAGGUCAAUGAUUUUACGCCAUUUCCAAAAUCAAAAUACGUCAGCGAUGUUGAUUUGAGGGACCAGGAAAUCAUUAGCUUUGAAACGCUACAUAAUUUGGUAAAGACUGGUGAAAUUAAGAACUACAACUUUUUUGAUGCUAGAGUGUACGAAAGAUAUGCUGGUAAAGUUGCUGAACCUAGGCCAGGUUUACGGUCAGGGCAUGUCCCCGGUGCGAGUUCGUUGCCUUUCAAGGAUGUGUUGGUAGAUGGUGAGCUAUCAUCUGAUGCUCUCACAUUACAAAGCCUACUUCAGAAAAGCUUUAAAGAGCGUGGAACUUCAAUUGACGAGACAAAACCUACUAUAGUUAUGUGUGCCUCAGGAGUGACGGCUUGCAUUAUCAAAACAGCUAUUGAGGUGGCCGGUUACGGCAAAGCUAAACUUUAUGACGGUUCCUGGACUGAAUGGGCAUUAAGGACAGGUCCCGAAGAGACAGAGACGUCAAGUAAUUAG
This is a messenger RNA of Eremothecium sinecaudum, 903 nucleotides long. It is a transcript of the gene TUM1, whose product is annotated as thiosulfate sulfurtransferase. Gene Ontology annotation, cellular component: mitochondrion. Gene Ontology annotation, biological process: transsulfuration. Bases 1 to 903 code for a protein of 300 amino acids. The record is from RefSeq and is a predicted model, not a curated record. The transcript has a single exon. NCBI's taxonomy places the organism in Eukaryota, Fungi, Ascomycota, Saccharomycetes, Saccharomycetales, Saccharomycetaceae. Gene Ontology annotation, molecular function: thiosulfate-cyanide sulfurtransferase activity.